Molecule: messenger RNA, 5334 nt
Organism: Varroa destructor (honeybee mite)
Lineage: Eukaryota; Metazoa; Arthropoda; Arachnida; Mesostigmata; Varroidae
Product: glycogen debranching enzyme
Biological process (GO): glycogen biosynthetic process; glycogen catabolic process
Molecular function (GO): amylo-alpha-1,6-glucosidase activity; 4-alpha-glucanotransferase activity
Source: RefSeq, a predicted model, not a curated record
UUAUUAUUAUUAUUACGACUACGGUAUACUAUAUAGUUUUAGGUUAGUGAUCAACCGACUAACAUACAAUAUAAUUAUUUCCUUUAAUCUCUCUGAAAAAAGAAUCCGCAAAACAUUUGCGCUUUGCUGAUUGAGGCAAUGAUAUAGCAGUACUGCCUUGAUAUUGAAAAGCUUAUCAAAGAUUUCAGGCUAUACUUUAGGAUGAUGAGUAAGUCGAUUUUGGCCAUUACACGUAUAGAAAAUCCAUGGGGUAGCAUGUGGGAAGGCACAUAGCGAUAAGAAGCACAAAAAACAAACAGAUUUUUUGUAUCGGUCUUAAAUGUAAAGCAUUUAUUUACACAUAUUUCCCAUGGAAUAUAAGAUAUUUUACUAUCUUGUCAUUUUUUCAGAAGAGCAUGUUGCACAUCGAGUUGUUGGUCUUCCGUCUGGAGUUUGGCAGAAAAUGUGAAUCUGAAAUUUACAAGGUUCCUAGAGAUACCACCGUACGCUUCGAAUUGGGACCUUCGCUAUACGGUCAUGAUGUGGCGUUGUUUAUAAAUUGUCCUUCAAGUCCGGAAAUCGCGUUUAAGCGAGACUGUUACCGACCACUUAAAUGGAAGUAUCAUUUUGCCGACUACGCCGACGGGAGCAAUGCCUAUUCCGACUGCCACUUUGCCAUGUCGGGAAGUUUUAGGUUUUAUUUCACCAUCGACGACAACAGGGAAGAAAAUGGCAGUGGAUACCUUUUAGUUGAUCCCGUACUAACCCUUCAGGGAAAAACCCUGCCACUCGACGCCAUCCAAUGUCAGACCGUGCUUUCCAAAUGUUUAGGACCCUUGAACACAUGGGAGGACAAAAUCAAAGUAGCUGCCUCUUCCGGUUAUAACAUGGUACAUUUUACGCCAGUUCAAGCUUUAGGUGGCUCUAACUCGGCAUACUCCCUCAGAAAUCAUAUGGCACUAAACGACACCUUUACUCCGUCAGGCAGUGACUCAAAUACGUUUGACGACAUCAAAGCGUUUCUAAAACUCAUGGAAAACAAGUACAACUUACUCUCUUUAACGGACAUUGUCUUAAACCAUACGGCAAAUGAGACACCGUGGCUGCGAGAACAUCCUGAAUGUUCGUUUAACGCCGAGAACUCUCCUCACCUUCGCCCGGCAAUGCUGCUUGAUCAAGAACUCUAUCUGUUAUCCAGGCAAGCAAUGCUUGGUAAGAUGACCGCCGCUGGAAUCCCACUUAGAAUCACUGAAGAAGAACACCUCGAGGCAGUUCGAAGAAAGAUUGUUGCCGACAUCCUUCCGAGGCUCAAGCUACACGAAUUCUAUAUAUGUGAUAUCGAUAAGCUGGUGAAGGAGUUUGAAGCGACACCUGCCACGACCCUAUCAGACUCACAAGAAUCGUUGAAAAUGAAGUACAACUAUACGCGUUUUGGAACGACAUGCGAUGUUGUACAAGCAAGAAAGAUUUUCCAUUCCAGUAAUCAAUUUCGUGACCACCUCGCCUCGUUCAAUGCCCGUGAGUGCCAUAACACCGAAGAACACCUUCGCAAUGCCGCCGAAAACGUGAUCAAGGGUCUACGCUACCACAAAGUCGAUAAUUGGGGGCCGAAAAAACAUGAAAUCACUGAGCAGGACCUACUCACUGUGAGGUAUUUUCUUCCCAAUCAUGACGAACUGGCCGAUCAAAUAACUUCCGCAGAAAUGGAGGCUAUGUUUAAUGAUGAGCGCGGCCGGUAUAUUAUGGCUCACAAUGGAUGGGUGAUGGGUGACAAUCCUUUAAGGAACUUUGCGCUGGAAGGAUCAAUGGUAUAUCUCCGUCGUGAGCUGAUCGCUUGGGGCGAUAGUUGCAAACUUCGAUAUGGUGAGAAGCCUGAAGACUGCCCCUUCCUAUGGAAGUAUAUGGCGGAGUACGUAAGAAAAAGUGCAGAGCUGUUUCACGGACUUCGGUUGGAUAACUGUCACAGUACGCCUAUACAUGUGGCCGAAUACCUGCUAGACGAGGCUCGUGCAGUGCGCAGUAACCUCUACGUGAUUGCCGAGCUGUUCACAUCGUCUGAAGCGCUCGACAAUAUUUUUGUCAAUCGGCUCGGCAUCAAUGCCCUCAUCAGAGAGGCACUUCAGGCGCAUAAUUCUCAUGAACUAGGCAGACUCGUUCACCGUUUUGGAGGAAUUCCCGUUGGUAGUUUCUUUCACGCCGAGGGUGUGGCCCCCCUAAUGCCAUCAGUUGUCCACGCUAUUUUGAUCGAUAUGACGCAUGAUAACCCGUCGCCGUACGAAAAACGCAGCGUCUACGACUUCUUGCCCAGCGCUGCCCUUGUUUCGAUGGCAUCGUGCGCUACGGGUAGCAGUCGUGGGUAUGAUGAACUCGUCCCACACCAUAUACAUGUAGUAUCUGAAGCGAGAGAAUUCGCAGGAUUUUCUCAACUACCACCCGAAGCGGGCAUCAUUGCGGCGAAAAGACUACUUAAUGAAAUGCAUUAUCGACUUGCUAUCGAAGACUUCGUCGAGGUUUACGUCGAUCAGCUAGAUUACAACACGGUGGCAGUAACGCGUCGCUGUCCACAUACCGAUGACUCUGUGAUACUUGUAUCUCGUACGGCUUUCCAGUGGCCGAAGAACCCGAACGAAGCAUCCUACCUGAGAUCGCUUAGAAUACCCGGAAAAAUUCAAGAGGUCAUUUUGCAAGCCAAGAUAAUGAAGGAUUCGUCUUCCACGAACGUGUUCACCAAGGAUCCAAAAAUAAUAAAUGGCCUCACGGACUUCAAACUUGAAAUAAGGAACAAUUUCCCUGUAUCGGAAAGUUUUAUGGUGCACAUUUCAGAAGUUGAUUCGGAAAGCUGCGAAGUGAACUUCACAAACUUAACGCCGGGAUCGGUGAUCGCUUUCAGAAUCUGUGUUGGACCGGCGUCCCGGUCGAGUAUGGAGGCUGCUAGAUCAAUGCUCCGCCCAUUUGGCUACUUCAAGCACCCCGUCGAUGUUCCGGCUGACGUGAAGGCAACAGUGGAAGCUCUCGACUUGGAUGACAUCAACAGAAUUUUGUUCCACUGUGAUAGGGAGGAGCAAUCCGACGGUUUUGGCAUCGGUGCCUAUGUGUUGAACGAUGUUGGACCGAUGCUGUACUGCGGUCUACAAGGGGUGAUGACGCACCUAGCAUAUAUUCGACCGCGCAACGAUUUAGGGCAUCCAUUAUGUGCGAAUGUGCGUGAUGGGGAUUGGUUAAUGGACUACCUGAUAUCUCGCCUACGACCUUUUAAAUCCUGUAAUGGAUUUGCCGAUCUUCUUCGUCGGAUGUUCGAGCCCGUUAGAGGAGUGCCGCACUACCUGAAGCCAUGCUACUUCGAUGCCGUUAUCACUUCACUCUUCACUCAACUACUCGAAGCAUCGUGGCAGAAAAUGUCCCGAUUUGUUACGUGUGGCGGCAGCUUCAUCCGCGAGCUCGCUCUAGCCUCAGUUAUUCUCACAAGUUACAUCUACGACUCCCCGCUACCACCGUUAAGUAAACGUUUGAAUCUUUCGUUAUCCUAUAAGAUAGACGCCCAUACAAGAAGUCCGACCUUGCAGUGUCCUACGCUUGCAGCUGGUCUUCCUCACUUUGCGACAGGAUAUAUGCGAAACUGGGGUCGUGAUACGUUUAUCUCUCUGAGGGGAAUGCUUCUCCUGACCGGACGGUUUGCCGAAGCCAGGCAAAUUAUUCUCGGUUUCGCUGGUGCUCUCCGUCACGGCCUCAUCCCGAAUCUACUGGAUCGAGGCAUAAACAGUCGCUACAAUUGUCGAGACGCUGUCUGGUUCUGGCUAGAAUCGAUUAAACAAUACGUCAUAGGGGUACCUAAUGGAGAAGCUAUUCUGAAUGACAGCGUUUCACGGCUAUAUCCAACGGAUGACAGUCAACCACAGGGCACAGAUGUAGCAGUGAUGGACCUCCACGAGGUAAUGCAAGAGGCGCUGCAACGACACUGGAGUGGAAUUUCAUUCCGUGAAAGAAAUGCUGGAAGCCGCAUUGAUUCACAAAUGAAAGAUCCAGGCUUUAACGUAACGGCUGGAAUUAACCACGAUACAGGCUUCGUAUUUGGUGGAAACAUUCACAACUGUGGUACUUGGAUGGACAAAAUGGGUAGCGUACCUGGGCGCAAUCAAGGUGAACCUGCGUCACCCAGGGACGGCAGUGCCGUUGAACUAGUAGGACUUUGCAUGUCGGUCGUCCAAUGGCUCCACGACAUCAACGCAAAAGGACUCUACCCGUACAGGGGUGUUCGUAAUGAUGACGAUUCUCUAACUUCGUUUAAUGAAUGGGCUAGCCGCAUCAAGACACAUUUCGAGCCGCAUUUCUGGGUUCCUGAAGAAGGCGCAGGUCCUUACGAGAGGCAGGCCGACCUUAUUAACCGACGAGGUAUCUACAAGGACACAGUCGGCUCUGGGAUACCUUGGGCUGAUUAUCAGUUUAGACCCAACUUCACCAUAGCUAUGGUUGUGGCUCCCGAAUUAUUCGAUCGUGCUCACGCACAGAAAGCUUUGGCCAACGCUGAUCGACUAUUAAAGGGUCCCUUGGGAAUGAAGACUUUAGACCCUGGGGAUAUGAGUUACAAUGGAAAUUACGACAACAACGAUGCAACCGCCGGUUUCAACUAUCACCUAGGGCCGGAAUGGUUGUGGCCAAUGGGUUACUUCCUCCGCGCACAACUGCUCUUUGCUGACGAUGUAGAGAAGGCACGUCGUUCCGCGCGCCGCACUCUGCAGGCACAUUGGCGUGCCCUCCAAGAGUCACCAUGGCGAGGUCUUGCUGAGCUUACGAACAGUAACGGGGCCGCAUGCUAUGCCUCUUGUCCUAUUCAGGCUUGGAGUCACGGUUGCCUCCUUGAGCUACUCUAUCAAUUGUACCACAACGCGUAGUCGUCGAGCAAUAGUCUAUGGAUAGACCUAAAUCAGCACAAACACUGCAUCUAUCCAAUCUGUUGCCCGGCAUUAGAUUUUGUUAUUCUCGGUGAUAACAAACGCAUCACCCGAUAAACUACAAUAUUAUGUUAUUUAACUGGACUUGAACAGCAUUUAACCACUAAUGAGCCUAAAGAACGAAAUAUGUAAGUCAGUGAUUAUAGUAUUUAUUGUAUCGCCAAUUCCAGUGGAAACUCAGAGCGUACGUAAUAAAUAAGUACAUGUCGAUAUGUCGUCCUUACCCGGACUUGAGAGCUAAAUAACGACCCGAAAUUUCUAUUUUGAAUGCAUGUAUCGCUUGCUAACUUAGAACGUUAGUUAUUCCCUACUCGUUCGCUGGUAUGGUAAAUAACACUUAACCCGUUAGUGCAACUUCGAAAUAAAGUGACAACUUUGCUAAAAUAUAAAUAAAUGCUAAAAUUUA